Molecule: messenger RNA, 927 nt
Organism: Suillus clintonianus
Lineage: Eukaryota; Fungi; Basidiomycota; Agaricomycetes; Boletales; Suillaceae
Product: DOPA-like domain-containing protein
Exons: 5
Coding region: 312-803 (163 amino acids)
Source: RefSeq, a predicted model, not a curated record
AGGGGACAUCAUUCAUCAUUCUAGAUCAAUUUAUGCGUGAUAUUACAGCGAUACCCGACAAUCGCUGUCCGAUUCAGAGGUAGCGCCGCAACGUGUAACGGGCUGCCCGACGCGCCAUCUUUUAUGACAAAUGCAGGUUAUGCUUUUCAAAUCCCUUACUAAUCCUCCCAUGCAGCCGCUUUAUCAUAUCAAGUCCGUCCGACAUCCUCAAUCGUCUUUGCUCGAAUCCUAUAUAGGUCGAGUCGAUUCUGCUGUCGUUCCUCGUAACCCCAGACCAACGCCACAGAAACUAGUAAUACCUAUCACACAGCAUGAGUCAGUGGCCAUCUCUUCUAGCAGGUUAUGAAGGUGCAGAACCUCUUCCAACCACUACCAAUCCUGACGGGAAAUCCCUGUACAACCCACCUGGUCCUCGCUCGGCCGCCUACGAGGAAUUCCCAAAACAAUUUGAACCGUCUAAGAAUGGUUUUGACUUCCACAUAUAUUACAUACCCACCGUAGCUGCUCAGGUGCAGUAUGUGAAAGAACUACACGAACGUGUAAGGAGGGAGUUUCCAGAAUUGCGUAUCUAUAAGAUCUGGGAUAAACCAAUCGGUCCCCACCCUACCGCCAUGUUCGAGGUAAAUACAUUCAGCCCCCACCAGACCGGAGCAUUCUUUUCCUGGCUUGUGGUCAAUCGGGGGCCUUGCGACGUUCUCGUCCACCCAAAUACUGGCGAUUCACUCAGAGACCACGUGGAGUUGGCGACAUGGAUUGGAAGGGGAUGGCCAAUAAAUGAUGAAUUUCUGAAACGUCACCAAUAGAAGAAAUACUUAGAUUCGGAGUGUCCUCUUGUGCGAAAUGUGUAUCCUCUUGUGUUGUUUUAGGUUAAGGCACUUUUUAUUCAUGCAUACCUUGACAUAUAUCUUGGCUUGCUGUGAACUCUGG